AUGCGCCCCGCGGAGACCCUGGCGCCUAAAACUGCGGGAGCCCAUGCCCUAUGCUCAGAGAGGGUAGCCACCCCUGGAGCCUUCCCGCAUCCGCGGCUCCUCGCCCGCCUUCAGGGACCGGCGUACCGCCGGCCGGGCGUACCUAGGAAAUCCAGCUUUGUGGACAAGCCCCAGUUUCCAUUUCCGCCUCCUCCUCGUCAGUCCAGGACCACACAGGUCUUCUCUGCCCCCGCGCUUCGGGGCCCCUCCGCGCUGCGCUCACCUGCCCUGUUUCGUAAUGAUCAUCUCGGUUUGGUGGCGGUGGAAUUUGAGCCACAGAGGCCGGUUGCACAGGAAAACAUUCCAACAUUAACCGGUCACCAGCGCUUCGCCUGGACUCUGGGCAAACGUCAAUGGGUUUUUUGUGGAAAACAGAAAAGUGAAUGCCAGAAUUGCAGGACAGCUGUUGAUGGGAACAACCACCAUGUAGCCACUGAGAAAUAUUAUCCUGAAAUCACUUGCACAUCACUAACAGGAUCAGCAGAAUCAAUGGAAAUUAAUGUUUCAACAGAAGGCACCUCUAUGAUGCAGGUGUGGCAGGAUGUCUACACAACAGGUGGGCAGAAUCAAAUCCUGUUGACCAGAGCUUCAGGUGACAUGGGCAGCUGGAAUCUCCCAUCCAGGCCCGAGCUGCGCGGGCCGCUGGUCCCACCUGGGCCUGGGCUGGGAUUUGGGGGACGUCGGGGCCCUUCUCGUCUCCCCGGCAGACGCUCGAAGCCUCUGAAUCGCGCCCGGGUCGGGAAGAGAGACUGCCCGGUGGGUCAGGCCCUCCGCUGCGAGCGGGGCUUCUGCGGCCGCCCGAAUCCCGCAACGCGCAGCUCGGGGACGCGCGGCGCCCACGGAGCAGCCAACUCCGCCUCCAGGGAGUCUCCAAGGGCUCCGCGCUCCCGGCGAACGCCAGCAUCACCGUGCACCGUCGUCCCCACCCACGGACCGGCAGGCGUCCUGAGCAAAAAAUGCCGAUUCCAGGCAGGGGUUGGAACCCAGACGUCUGCUCCCGGGACAGGAGGGGCCUCCCCGAGCGUGGGUUCCCGGUUUUUGCCCCGCGGCCGGCUUCGAACUCCAAAGGCACUCCGGGUAGCCCUCGGGCAGUGGAGCGCCUCAGUUCCCCUUGGUCCCUUUGUCUGGAAUAAAAAGAUAUUGGGGGUGGGUCCCACAUAAUUUCCCCGUCCUCCCUCUUUGCCUUUUCACGCCACGAACCUUUCUCCCUGUGUAUUAGGUCAGCCUCGAAGGCAGAGGCAAACUAAGUUGGGCUUCUUUGACUCCACCAACCAGAGAUGUAUGUGUAUUAUAU
Messenger RNA from Balaenoptera acutorostrata (minke whale), 1333 nucleotides. RefSeq lists its product as uncharacterized. Lineage: Eukaryota; Metazoa; Chordata; Mammalia; Artiodactyla; Balaenopteridae. The transcript has 5 exons. Bases 1 to 1200 code for a protein of 399 amino acids. The record is from RefSeq and is a predicted model, not a curated record.